GUUUGGUCCAUGAUUAAGUUUUAGCGGUCAAAAGAUUCUAUGUGGCCGCCGUAGAAACAUAUGAACCAGAGUAACAUUUGUGUUUUGGGCCGUGAAAACUGUUUACAUGUGUUGAACAUUCAGUUGUAAUUGAGGACUAAAUAAUCUCAUGGCUAAAGACAAAUCUGUGUCAAAACCGCCUAAAAGAAAGACACUGAGCCCAAAUGUCAAUGAGGUUCAUGUGGAAGAAAUGAUGGACACUAAAGUAAAGAAGAAAAGGAAAAAGAUAGAGGUAGAGGAGGCGCCUGUACAGAGUCCUCAUGUGACGAUCACAGGAGAUGAUACAAAACAGAAAAAGCAUAAGAAACACAAAAAGAAACACAUGGCAGAGCAGAUGGCAACACAAACUAAGAAAUCAGAUCCACCCCAUUGUCUGGGGAGGACAAACGAGGUGGAGGGAGAGGAGGACCUAAGCCCCGAGGAGAAGCGGGUCCUGGAGAGGAAGAUGAAGAAGAUCCUGAAAAAGGAGGAGAAGAAGAGGCUCAAGGCGGAGGGAGAGACUGAAAAGAAACCUGAAGCAUCUGGACCCAUUGCACCUCAGCAGGCCUUAGACUAUCUCACCUGCUGGGCCAACAACCGCACAGAGUGGAAGUUCCAGAAGACGAGGCAGACGUGGUUACUGCAGCACAUGUUUGACCCCCAACAGAUUCCAGAUGAGAAGUUCUCUGUGCUGCUCGAGUACCUGGAGGGGCUGCGCGGAGCAGCCAAAGACACCACAGUGCAGAAGGCCUUAGCUCUGGUUGAAGAGUCGGGACAAGCACCAGAGGACAAGGAUGUCCAGCAGAGGGCGCACAGAGCCAGAGAAGUUAUCCAGCUGCUCUCCUGAACCCACCACCAUCAAACAAAGGCAUGAAGCCCACCAGGAAAAGACUGAGACAUGUUGGUUGGUCAGUGGACUGAUCAAUCACCCUGGUGUCACACUAAAACAUGUUGUUUUUAUAUGUAGUGUUUUGGACUGGUCCUUCAGGGAAAGGAUGUGUUUUGAUUUAAUGACCAGUAUUGCUCACAUUUUUAAUUUAAAUGUGUCUAGGUUACUGUUUAUUCUCCAUUUCUUGACAUUCUCUGUGUUCAUUGUUGCCAGGUAGUAAUCAGUCACCAAAAUCAUUUACAUAAAAUAUGAAAUCUUACAAUGGGGUUGACUCCAUCUGCAUUCUUUUCCAGGUUAGCAAAUUUGGAAGUUUGCUAGCAAACAAUUCCCAAAGAAGGCUUGGUUCAGUCACGAACAUUAAGCAGGCAAGGGGUGGUUUAUAUGUAGAAACGUCAUCCUGCAGAAACCUCCGUCAGGUCACGUGGGAAAAUGUUUUUAGAAAGGCUUUGGAAAAUAGCAUUUUGGUGCUGCAACAUUCAUACUUUGAUGAAAUUUGCAAGUUCGGAUUUGAAUACAAAAGGAACACUACUGCUACAGCUACAAUAUUAUACAAGAAACCACAAAUAAAAAAUAAAUAAUGGGCCUGCCUUUUAAUUACUAUUCAAAGUUACGCUGCAGCUUUUUCCAGCUCCAAAUGUAAAGAAGUCUCAGUUUCACCUUUCUGGACAGAUGAGAAGAUGCAAAAGAAAUCUGAGAGACUGCUGGAGUUAAAAGUCUCAGGAAUGCUUGUAUUCGAGACAUGUUUGUGCGUGUCAAAGCCCAUAAUCUGUGAAGUCACUGAUGAAAAUAACUUUUCUCAUCCACUCAAGGUACAUCAGCAUGAUAAACAGUUUUGUUCCCCUCCUCCUUCCAGCCGAGUAGUUCAUGCUCCAUACAUGUGUGUUUGUGUUUAUUUACUUAUUUUUGAGGUUAAUGUAGACCCAUUCUGAAACUGUGGUUAUAAUCUCAUAGGAAUUUUGGAAUUUUUCUAUAUUAUUCAUAUAGCCAGGCAUUGUUGUGCCCAUAAUUAACAUCUCAUAAAUGCCCAAAACAGAUAUACAGUAGUUAUAGGAGCCAGUUCUGGCUGCAGGAUGGGGGAGAACGUUCGCCACCAGCACAUGUUCUGACCCUAACUCAGACGGUAAACUUAAAUGUCAAGACAAACAAACAACACAAUAAACCUAUAUUUACUAUUUUUUGCAUUACUGUUGCCUUUUGGUCCACAUAAAAAAAUGUCAGUUAUUUAUAAAUAACCUGCCCUAUUCAUUAAAACAACAAAAAAUCCAGUCAUACUGUUGUAGAUGUUUGCUGAUAGUGUCUGCAACUAGGCACAAGUC
Epinephelus fuscoguttatus (brown-marbled grouper) is the source of this 2223-nucleotide messenger RNA. RefSeq lists its product as uncharacterized. The transcript is spliced from 6 exons. The coding region runs from base 149 to 865 and encodes 238 amino acids. Lineage: Eukaryota; Metazoa; Chordata; Actinopteri; Perciformes; Serranidae. The record is from RefSeq and is a predicted model, not a curated record.